AUGGCAGCUGUCGAUCCGCGCCUCGAUCUCAUCAGCAAAUCAAUUAGGGUCGUACCCGACUUCCCUAAGGCUGGCAUUCAAUUCCAGGAUGUGACUACCAUCCUCUUGAAUCCCGAAGCCUUCCAAGCGACCACAGACCUGCUUGUGGAACAUUACAGAGAUCAGCAUAUCGAUGUUGUCGCAGGAUUUGAGGCCCGAGGUCUGAUCUUUGGAGCCCCGCUGGCCUUGGCUCUGAAGGUCCCCUUUGUCCCUCUGCGGAAACCCGGCAAGCUCCCAGGCACGCGCAGUGCCACCGUGUCUGUGGAGUACAAAACCGAGUACUCUGUCGACAAGAUCGAGAUGCACAUUGGUGCUGUCAAGGAGGGCCAGCGUGUACUCCUGGUGGAUGACCUCAUCGCCACCGGUGGAACCCUUGUUGCUGGGGCCGAGCUGGUGAGGAAGGUGGGUGCAAUUCCAGUCGAAGCUGCAUGCGUCAUCGAGCUGCCGGAGCUGGAGGGCCGGAGUAAGUUGGAUGGACUGCCCUUGUUUGUUCUUGUUGAGAAGGCUGGCAUCUGA
This is a messenger RNA of Auxenochlorella protothecoides, 555 nucleotides long. Its product is annotated as Adenine phosphoribosyltransferase 1. Gene Ontology annotation, cellular component: cytoplasm; cytosol. Lineage: Eukaryota; Viridiplantae; Chlorophyta; Trebouxiophyceae; Chlorellales; Chlorellaceae. Gene Ontology annotation, biological process: adenine salvage. Bases 1 to 555 code for a protein of 184 amino acids. The record is from RefSeq and is a predicted model, not a curated record. The transcript is spliced from 4 exons. Gene Ontology annotation, molecular function: adenine phosphoribosyltransferase activity.